This is a messenger RNA of Stereum hirsutum FP-91666 SS1, 852 nucleotides long. RefSeq lists its product as uncharacterized. The record is from RefSeq and is a predicted model, not a curated record. Lineage: Eukaryota; Fungi; Basidiomycota; Agaricomycetes; Russulales; Stereaceae. The transcript has 7 exons. Bases 1 to 852 code for a protein of 283 amino acids.
AUGUCCGAUUUACAGCUUGAAUACCAUCCUGCAUCCAUAGUUCGAGCAUGCAUUAACUGGCACGCCAAUAACCGCCACGAACGUGUUCGCACUGCUGUGUCCCAGCAUAUCAGACCUAUCGCAAGUGAUGGCAAUCCAGACCGGCACACAAUGAUACUGCAUAUCGACGAAUCCAAGGAAAAACAUCGUCGGGAAGCUCUGCUAGCCAAGCUCUACCAAUACAGAAGCUUAUUCGGACGGAUAGCUGUCACUGAACCCCAAGGAGUUGACCGCAAUAUCUCUCACAUGCUCGCUCGAAGUCACACGCUGACUAGAGCGCUCAAGUACCGCACUCAGUUCUGUAAUCUGGCCGCAGCAAUCGAGACUGGGCGUCGUGAAGCCAGCAGUAUCCUCUACUUCUUCCUCGGCAUUCCUGUGCCUCUAGACAGUUUUAUAGUGGACCUCGCUUUGGCAGAGAGUGAGGGACACCAGCAGCAGAGUAGUAACCUCGGAAGGUCAACGGUCAACGCUGCUGCAGUUGACGAUGUAUCUAUCGAGCCUGGUGCGCUCAUGAUGUGGACAGGCCCUCGUGCACUGCAAGGCAUGGGCCGCUGCCACUUCCAUAGCGCUACUGAUCCUAUGAGCAGUGUUAUCACGUCACUGCCCGUUCCAAAUGAGUCAGAUGUGAAUACCGUCGUGGAUAUGAACAUCCUUGUCUCGAUGACCUGCCAGAAGUACUCAGUCGAGAGUCCAAACUUAGACACCUGGACAGGGAGCGCCACAGUGCCACUCAAAGCUGCCAGAGAGGACCCCGAGUCGCCCCCUUCAUUUCCCGUUCAUUUCGCCAAGCUACCUGUUUUAGCCGAGCGCUGA